This is a messenger RNA of Blastomyces dermatitidis ER-3, 1096 nucleotides long. RefSeq names its product NADH-ubiquinone oxidoreductase subunit. The coding region runs from base 153 to 560 and encodes 135 amino acids. Gene Ontology annotation, cellular component: membrane. Gene Ontology annotation, biological process: response to oxidative stress; mitochondrial respiratory chain complex I assembly. The record is from RefSeq and is a predicted model, not a curated record. NCBI's taxonomy places the organism in Eukaryota, Fungi, Ascomycota, Eurotiomycetes, Onygenales, Ajellomycetaceae. The transcript is spliced from 8 exons.
AAAUAAUGCCAAUUGAAUACAUGCUCCCUUAAUUGGCUAGGAACAUGAAGCCUAGAAUUUGAUAGUUAUCAUGACAUCGAACAUCACCAACUUCAAAUCACUCAGCUUGACUGGAAGAUUGUCAACGGAAUACCACCUUUGCAGCCUUCAAGAUGUCGACAAUUCUCCGAACUGCCCGCAACUUGUGGCGGAUAGGUUUCAAAGAAUACGGUCACCAGAUGCAGUAUAUGGGCGAUACCAAAGCUGGGACGUUGAUAGCUAUGGACCGAUACGGAAACAAAUAUUAUGAGAACAUGGAUGAACUCCCACUUCGAACGCGCUGGGUGGAUUACAAGGAGAAAGAAUUCGACGCAUCCCAAAUUGACGUUGGCUGGCACGCCUGGUUAGCGUACAUGGUCGACAAGCCGCCGACUCAAGAUGCAAUCUUACAGGCUGGCGUGCGAUCAUGGGAAUUGCCAGAGCAUCAGCCCACCAUGACGUUAAGUCGUGGCGCGUACAAGCCAUAUUCUACCGUAAGGCCGAAAUUUUCUGCCUGGAAACCUGUUGCGGCACGUCGAUAAAUAUGUGUUCGGUUUAGAUGGGCAAGACUCUGCCAAAGGCGUCUUUAAUUGCACGUUUCGAGCUUUGAAGAGUGCUGGUUGGCGGCUACAUUAAAAAAUUGUAUAUAUUCUCUUCUCUAUGCUGAUAGAAAUUGAUGCUUUAUUCACAGUGAAUGAAGAUUUCGGGAAAGACAGCAAUGUAUUCUAUGUCAGCAGAUCUGGAUUAUAUAGACGAUUCAAUAUCAUACUUGCUGAACACGAAAAGAAGCAACUUAGUCACAUUCAAAGCAUAGACACGGGGCAAAUAGGCGUUUUCAUGAGACAGAUGUCGCUCAAAACGUGGAGUGGGUAUUCCUGUGCCCAAGGAAAUAAUAUCUAAUACGAACAAAAAUUACACCAAGCGAAAACUGGGUCAGGGGUAAAAUGUGACAUUAAUUGCUCAAUAGAAAAAAAUAACUGAAGCUCUUGUAGGGAGUGCCUUCAUCGAUAGUAGCUCAUAGGACAUAUCCUCCAGAGCCAACGUUCCACCAAUGUCGGAUAGGUUUUUUAUCCUCAAG